UUCCUCUGCUCUCUCCUGGGAUCAUGGAACACCCCCUGCUGUGCAUGCUGAUGCUGUUUGCCGGUGUGAUUCCAACCCAGGGUGGGAUCCUGAACCUGAACAAGAUGGUCGAACAAGUGACCCGGAAGACACCCAUCUUCUCCUAUUGGCCCUAUGGCUGCCACUGUGGACUUGGUGGCAAAGGCCAACCCAAAGAUGCCACGGACUGGUGCUGCCAUGCCCACGACUGCUGCUAUGAUCACCUGAAGCACCAUCAAUGCCGAGUCCUCACAGAUAAUUACAACUACACCUUUUCCCAGGGGCACAUCCAGUGCUCUGACAAGGGGAGCUGGUGUGAGCAGCAGCUGUGUGCCUGUGACAAGGAGGUGGCCGUCUGCCUGCAGCGUAACCUGGACACCUACCAGAAGCGCCUGCGUUACUACUGGAGGCCCCACUGCAGGGGCAAGACCCCCAUGUGCUAGCAGAAGCCCCCUGGCUGCUGCACCUCCCCACCCCAUUCCUCAGCGUCUUGAGCUCAGGAAGUCCUACAGGGUUGCUGACACCCCUGCGCCAGUGUCUAACCCCCUGAACUAGCCUCGCUCCUUUAAAAUACCCCUGGGAAGAGGGAGGGUCUCAGCCUGGCCCCUACUCCCCAUCUUGCCUCCCGGACUUUCUAAACCUUCCCACAGGGCAGCGACUGUCUCCUCUGAGAGUGGAUUGGAAUCUUAGGAAAAGCUGAGGCCAGGUUGCCCCCAGGGACAGUGUUCAGGCCAAAGCAGCAGGCACGGGGGGCGGGGCCAUGGGGCAAAGUAUCUGCCGCCUCCACAGGAAUGUGAACCUCACAUGUCCGCUGCCCCCACACCCCCUACCAGUAGCCCCAGUCUCACCCGCUCCAAUUCACUUCCCAAGCUGCAGCCAGACUGGCCUCUCUAAAGCAUGGUACUGAUCUUUCUGUCCAAGUGACUCUACUCCUUAAAACCCCGGGGCCCUCCACCACCCCCGGACAGGGCCUCUCACAGGAGUUGGCCACUGGCUCUGUCUGGUGCUGUGUCCCUUUCCCCAGCCAGGCCUGGAGGCCCUCACGGAGGUGGCCCAUGCCUGACCUGGACCCAGUUGCAUCCCUGGUGCCCAAAGCAGGGUCCAGGCCUAAGAGGGGGUUCCACAGAUUCCUGCGGAGUGAGGCGCUAGGUGAAGCUGCCUUGUCCUCUUGCUCCAGGCACAGGCUCCACAAGCACAUGCCACGGGUCCUCUCCCGCUCCCAAGCACUGGCUCAGCCUGGCGCUCGUGCAGAAAUGCUCGGCUUGCCAUCUCCAGGCGGC
Messenger RNA from Manis pentadactyla (Chinese pangolin), 1298 nucleotides. RefSeq names its product phospholipase A2 group IID (gene PLA2G2D). The coding region runs from base 24 to 461 and encodes 145 amino acids. Gene Ontology annotation, molecular function: phospholipid binding; calcium ion binding. The record is from RefSeq and is a predicted model, not a curated record. The transcript is spliced from 4 exons. Gene Ontology annotation, biological process: negative regulation of T cell proliferation; arachidonate secretion; phospholipid metabolic process. NCBI's taxonomy places the organism in Eukaryota, Metazoa, Chordata, Mammalia, Pholidota, Manidae.